AGGAAAUCGAGUUCCGACGCCGAACCAGGCACUGAGGCGCUGGGGAUUCCGUAUACCCUUUCCCGAUUAGGCAGUUCCACUCCGACUUACACGACUUACAUCGUUGAGUUUUGCAGAUAAAGACAUACAAGUCACAGUUGCAUAUAUGAAUGCUGCUACAUUGAUCACUACUUCUGUAUCAGGUAGUACUAUCCCCUAGCACACCUCCCAAAAUGAGCGUCCCAGAACCAAACAAAGCGCCCCUAAAUUCAACCCUUGACUCUCGAGACGGCACAUCCUCCACCGACGACUCUGAACAUGAACCCACCAGCCCUGAGUCUGCCCCCAUCUCCCCCAAUGAAGAUGGCGCCGACGAUUUUGUACGCGGCUUCCGCUUCUGGACCAUCAUCAUCGGGCUCAGCGUAACCAGCCUGCUCGCCUCCCUCGAACACACCGUCAUCACCACCGCCGCGCCCUACAUCCUGCAGGACCUCGACCUACGGGAGAACUUCGUCUGGGUGACCAACGCUUUCUUCGUCUGCAGCACGGCCCUUGCGCCACUAUUCGGUCAGCUCUGCAACAUCUUUGGCCGCCGCUGGGUGUUUAUGGCCAUUGUAGCGCUGUUUACCCUCGGCAGCGGUAUCUGUGGCGGGGCCAGUUCGGGGUGGAUGUUGAUUGCGGGAAGGGCUAUUCAGGGGGCGGGAUCGGGCGGGAUUGUGUUGACGACGAAUAUUAUUGUGAGUGAUUUGUGUCCGUUGAGGAAGAGGGGGCAGUACAUGGCGGUGAUUUUGGCGAUCUUUGGGAUUGGGCUGGCCAUUGGCCCGUUUGUGGGGGGUGCGAUCGCGCAGAAUUCAAGUUGGAGGUGGGUUUUUUACAUGAACCUGCCCAUUGGUGGCUUGUCGCUCGGGAUUAUGUUUUUGUUUCUUCGUGUGGGUUCCGUCAAUGAGGGAUCGUUGACGGACAGGCUGCGACGGAUCGAUGUGGUGGGGAAUGGCAUUCUCAUGGCGGGCACGACGGCGAUUCUAUACGCUCUCAGCUACGCGGGGAGCAUCUACCCGUGGUCAUCAUGGCAUACCCUCGUCCCGAUGCUUAUGGGGCUCCUCGGAAUCGGUCUAUUCGCGUGGUUCGAGCUCAGCGGCAUCCCAGCCGAGCCCGUCAUGCCCGCGCGGCUGUUCAAGCAUCGCACAUCGAUCGUCGUCUUUGUCAACACCUUCCUUAACUCGGUCAUCUACUUUUGGUCUCUAUACUUCAUACCCGUCUACUUCCAGGCCGUGCUGCUGUACUCGUCCACCCGCGCGGGAUACUCGCUGCUCCCGCAGGCCGUUGCUGGCAUCCCUGGCGCCAUCAUCGCGGCCGUUUCGCUGAGCCGGUGGGGCAAGUUCAAGCCCAUUCACUUUGUGGGCUUUGCCAUGUCCACGCUUGGACUGGGCCUUUGUGCUCUACUGGACAAGAACACGUCGAUUGCCGAGUGGGCUGUCUUUCAGAUCAUCAUUGCCUUGGGCAUCGGCACUGUCAUUGACACGCUGCUGCCGGCUUUUCAGGCCCCCUUAUCGGAGGCCGACCAGGCCGUGGCCACGUCGACGUGGAGCUUCAUUCGGGGAUUUGGAUCUAUCUGGGCUGUUGCUAUUCCUGCUGUGAUCUUCAACAACCGCAUCGACGAGCAGCUGUCCAUGGUCUCGGAUGCCUCGGCGCGCCAGUUACUGGGCGGCGGGGGUGCCUACCAGCAAGCGUCUGCCAGUUUCGUCGAGCAAUUCUCUCCGGCGGUGCAGGAGGAGAUUAAAGACUUGUACACGUCGGCUCUGCACCGCGUGUUUUGGGUUGGCGCCAUCUUUUCCGGCCUCGCCUGCCUGCUUGUCCUCGUCGAAAGCGAUGUCCCGCUCAGAACGCAGCUGGAGACGCAAUAUGGGAUUGAGAAGAAUAAGAAGGAGAGAGCAGAGGACGUGGAAAACGGUUUUGGCAGGUCAAUCUGA
Messenger RNA from Canariomyces notabilis, 1949 nucleotides. RefSeq lists its product as uncharacterized. NCBI's taxonomy places the organism in Eukaryota, Fungi, Ascomycota, Sordariomycetes, Sordariales, Chaetomiaceae. Bases 213 to 1949 code for a protein of 578 amino acids. Gene Ontology annotation, cellular component: plasma membrane. Gene Ontology annotation, biological process: transmembrane transport. Gene Ontology annotation, molecular function: transmembrane transporter activity. The record is from RefSeq and is a predicted model, not a curated record. The transcript has a single exon.